AUGGGUGCACAAUUAGGUAUUAACGCGUUUGGUGACAGUGUGAAUGGCUUUCAGCCUGGCUCCUUCACUAAACGCCUUGCUGCUUGGAGUCCGAUGAAAGCUUUGACGGAUGACGAGUAUGAAAAGAUCCUUCAACAAAAACUUCUGAAAGUGGAGGUAGAGAUCUCUCUAGUGGACGAUCAGAUUGCCGAAUUACAACGGCUAAGUGCGCAGCAAAAAGAGCGGCUUGCUUCUUCCACAAAUACAGCCGUAUAA
This is a messenger RNA of Exophiala aquamarina CBS 119918, 255 nucleotides long. RefSeq lists its product as uncharacterized. The record is from RefSeq and is a predicted model, not a curated record. NCBI's taxonomy places the organism in Eukaryota, Fungi, Ascomycota, Eurotiomycetes, Chaetothyriales, Herpotrichiellaceae. The transcript has a single exon. Bases 1 to 255 code for a protein of 84 amino acids.